UAGAGAGGAAGAAGAAGGAGGAGGAAGAAGAAGAGGUGUGUUAUUUUAAAAGGGAGUGACUGUGGCAGCUAUAAGACACAGUUUCAUAUCUGGAGAGCUGUGAAUGAACCCAGAUCCACCGCAGUGAGUUCAGUCCGCUCACGUUCAGCCGAGGAUGCAGCAAGUCAGCCAGAAGAGUGGGCCUGACUUUCAGCGGCUUUGGGGAAGAUGGGCCGGCCUGUUCAAGCCUAUCUAUGGUGACUCCAGGGUGGAACAGCUGAUGGACACGCGGGCCGGGCAGUACCUGAGCAGCCACCCUUUCUUAGCUCUCAACGUGCUGCUGUUUGGCGCCGCGGCCGCUCUGCCCGUCGGACUCUUCCUCUCUUUUGCUCUUGUGACCCUCGUUAUGUCGGCAGUAGGUUUCCUUUGCUUUGAAGUGUUCCUGUUGUUCGCAGGCGGGUUGACUCUGCUGUCCGUGCUGCCCGGCAUCGCCCUCUUCUCCGUCAGCGCUUCAGUCAUCUUCAACGCGCUCUACGUCACCACCUACAACAUCUUCAGCCGAUAUUUCCCGCAUCUAACAAAGCAAGGUGACGUUCUGGAUGAUCUGGACGAAUCGAAGGAGAGUGAAUUCGACAAUUAAAAACUGAAGUAAAUUUAGUUUUAUUCUUCUCUCUCAAAUGUCAACUUUCAAUGCGGAAAAGCCUCGACGUUAAGUCUGUACAGCUGAAGCCCUGUGAGUGGGAUUCAGACCCUUGAAUGUACCGUGUGCAGCUACUUACAAGCACAAAUACUGUCUGAUGGUUACUGUAUGUCUGAAGCCUAAACAUUGUAACAAUACGUUUGUUUUUUAAAUGCCAAAGUGUCCUCAUCUCUGUUCAUGUAGACAUAUACAAUGUCUACAGAACAUGGACUAACUAACCUUUAACUGCCUUAAACAGAAAGAUUUAUAUAAAUCUAAUCCAUAUAACCUAUUCUAUAAAUGCAUUAUUGAUUAAUCCUGAAAUGUCGUCUCAUUUCAAGUAAUUGAGUUUAGGGCAGAAUAUGUUGACUCAGGGCUUUAGUUGUCUGAAAUGCUUUUGUAUGUUGUUAAUGCUGAUGUGCAGAUAUCUGAUGUGCAUGCCCGUUACAGGCAAAAAGAACCAGCUCCGUCCUAAACCAAAGAGAUUCUUUUUCAACGGCCACUCGUGAUUUUGGCAAUUAACUGAUUCAAUCAUUUAAUCGGCGGAUCUGUAAAACUGAGCUACUCCACAUGGACACCCCUUCAAAUAAUGCGCUCACUGGAGACGUGCUUAUAAUUCUCUAGAAAAUUAGUCAUCCAGUAUGAGAAAUAUUGGCAAGUGGACUAAGAAAUCUCUGUACGACCAAAAGUACUUAUUAGUCAACUAAUAUAAGCCCUUAAAAAUAACAUGUUACAUGUUUAAAUGUUGUAUGUUUGUAUUGUGGCUUUGAAUAAAUGACAACCGAGAUCAACCUUUGACGGUGUUUCUUCUAAACGGCAUUGGAGGAAGAUCCUCCCGAAUCACAAGGAACUUGAGUGGAGUUUGGGCAAGAAAUCCAUCCUUAAUAUACAUUUUGGUUGCAAUGAUAUUUAUUGGAAUAAACACAAUUUACAUCUCAUUAUGUUCUGUAUUUAUUUAAUAGAACAGUUACAGAGGACAUUUUCCUGAAGAUAUUUGCUAACUUUUACUAAGUGACAUUUGGGACAGAGUAUCCUUUGGUGUUGUAUUUUUUAUUUUAGUUAAGGAAAUACUUCCACUAUCGGUCCAUUGUACUGCUGGUGGUAAAAAAAAAAGGUUUUGCUUCUUUUCUCGCAUGACUUCAAUAAUCAAACGUCAACCGAAGGAGAUCCUCAUAAAAUCUUUAAUGGAGGUGAUACCAUGCAAAGAAAUACAUACAAACUUGAAAUAAUCCUUUAGGAAUGACUAAUUUGAAGAAGAAGAGAGGCCUUUAAAUGUAAUAGAAAUGCACCCUUGAUUAUAGACCAGCAACACACCCAACCAGUUCAAUUAGACAUACAGUUCACACUUGAAAUGUUACAACCAGUGAAAGGAUUUGAAUGCAAAAUAUCAUUAAACGAACCCUGUUCACUUGACUUCAUGAUUUUAUACGUCGGUUCAUGGACUGGGAUGCUGGCAGAAACAAAGUUUGUGCACCAUUUACAUGAAAAAUGUGAUGUAACAUUAUUUACAUUUAAAGCUGUGGAUGCAUUUUAUUUGCUUCAAUACAGUAAGCGUAGGAAAAGAUGAAUAAAGACGUGAAACGUUUAAUUCCCAAUGAGAUAUCAACCAUUUGAAAAUACUGAUAUACACGGCCAUCUGAUUGUUGACAUCAAAUCGUGAGAUAAAACUACAAACUAUCUAAUGAGUAUUGUUUAUAAAAACUUUAAGAUUUAGAGCUAAAAUAUUGUUUUGAACAAUUUUAGAAAGCAAUGCUUUUACAAAAUGGAAGCGUGUGUUGGCAUGUAAUUGUUGGCAUCUUUAAAAUAUUCCAUGAGAACAUACAUGUACAACAGACUAAAACAAUUAUCCAAAAAGGAAAUAAUGUGAGAAAGUAGACACAAUCCUCAUCAGGCACUCAGAUGCGUUACCUCUUUAGCGCACUCUUUAAUAAGACUGUACAUUUGUGCAUUUCAUUAUCGAGUCAAACAAGGUACUGCAACCCCUAUUGUGACAUUAUAAAAAAGAUGAGGAAAAAAACAA
Molecule: messenger RNA, 2678 nt
Organism: Gasterosteus aculeatus aculeatus (three-spined stickleback)
Lineage: Eukaryota; Metazoa; Chordata; Actinopteri; Perciformes; Gasterosteidae
Product: lipid droplet assembly factor 1
Source: RefSeq, a predicted model, not a curated record